UUUUUUGUGCGAGGGUUUUUGUAGGGUGGCUGUGCUCCAUCAGUCCGAGGAGUGUAAGCCGCUCUCACCGUGUUGGAUCUCUAAUUUCUCCUCUACCUCAGUUGAAAAGAAGUGAACAUUGAUACUGAGUUAAAAUUUUACUAUAUUUUUCAAGGAUUGGUGCAAUUUUAAGGCAUGUGUAUACGUCGUUGCUAAGAAAUAUCGGAUUUAAAGUCCGGGUAUCUACGUUGACUCCUCUCUGCUCGCGAGCUUGCCGUCGCUCCGGCUAGUCAAGGCGUCUCCACGCCCGGGUUUCUCGCUGCUCGUCUCCCUCCGAUGUGAUAUGGCUGUUUGCGGAUCUAGGAUUUCUCACUCUCAGAUGGCUUUCGCUAACGGGUCCUCCAGCGCCCACGACCGUGCAAUCCUGAGUGCAACUCAGACCUACUAUCAGCCUUCUCCUGCCGCUUCGUCUGUGCCUAGAAGAGAAUUUGAGCCCGAUCGUCCAAUCGGUUAUGGGGCGUUUGGUGUUGUCUGGUCGGUGACGGACCCUCGCGAUGGCAAGCGGGUCGCCCUCAAGAAGAUGCCCCACGUCUUCCAGAACCUCAUCUCAUGCAAAAGGGUCUACCGGGAACUCAAGAUGCUCUUCUUCUUUAAUCAUGACAAUGUGCUUCGAGCUCUGGAUAUCCUUCAACCCCCACAUGUAGACUUCUUUGAAGAAAUAUAUGUUGUAACAGAGCUUCUCCAGAGCGACCUACACAAGAUCAUCGUAUCUCCCCAGCCACUCAGCUCAGAUCAUGUCAAGGUCUUCCUCUACCAGAUACUCAGAGGGCUCAAGUACUUGCAUUCAGCGGGCAUCCUACAUAGGGAUAUCAAACCAGGCAAUCUUCUCGUCAACAGUAACUGUGUACUUAAGGUGUGUGACUUUGGUCUGGCCCGAGUGGAGGAGCCCGACACCAGCAAACACAUGACCCAGGAGGUCGUGACCCAGUACUACCGCGCCCCUGAAAUCCUGGUAGGGAGCAAACACUACACCUCGGCCGUGGACAUGUGGUCGGUAGGCUGCAUCUUCGCGGAGCUCCUCGGCCGACGGAUCCUCUUCCAGGCUCAAAGUCCAAUCACACAACUCAAUUUAAUCACAGAUCUUCUUGGGACGCCAUCUAUGGAGGAUAUGAAGUACGCCUGUGACGGAGCACGGGCUCACCUCCUACGCAUGCCACAUAAACCGCCUUGCCUCUCAGCUUUAUAUGGUCUCUCCAGCCACGCCACUCAUGAAGCUGUCCACUUACUCAGUAGAAUGCUCGUCUUCAAUCCGGACAAAAGGAUUUCAUGUAUCGACGCCCUCGCGCACCCUUACCUUGACGAGGGGCGGUUACGUUACCACACAUGCAUGUGCAAUUGCUGCCACAAUACAUCGGCAGGCCGGCAGUACACCGGCGAGUUUGAACCCGCUGCCCCUCAGAGGUUCGACUGUUUGUACGAGGACGACCUCCACACGGUAUUGCAGGUCAAAGAAGCGCUACACAAAUUCAUCACCGACAGACAUCAGGGUAACACCGUACCUCUAUGCAUCAACCCGCAAUCAGCCGCCUUCAAGAGUUUUGCAAGGACUGGGAAAAAGGUUUUUGAUGUACCAUCAGACGCUGCCAAUUUACUGAUUCCAGUUCGUCAGUAGCCAGUGCAUCGGAGCUGCCCCCAUCACCCCAGCCGUGGGACUGAUGAGAAGGCCGGGAGGGGACUACGCCCCGCCCCCACCCACCAGCCACACCCACGGCAAUCAAUGAAAAAACGUCUUGUCCAGAUACGUAUCUCUAUAUUCCAAGCCUUACUGUGUGUUGAAGAAGGAGGGAGAUCUUACAAGAAUUGCCAAGAAAUAUUUAUAGCUAGUGCCUCGACUGUUGGUUAGCGCCCGUCUCCUCCACCACGUCCGCCCCAGUUCUUGACCGAGUUGAGCAAUACCGACAGAAUUCGCCCCCACCCUCUCCAUCAUCCUCUCCUUGUGAUGUGCCCUUUGACCUCUACUGACCUUUUGACCUGUGACCGAGGAGCAGAGUUAUAUUUUAAAGGUGUGUGAUAUGCUCCAUGAAAACAAAUGUGCUAUAUUAUUUCACUCGAGCAAACAAUGCUGCAACGAAUAUACAUCCAUCACAUACACUGAAGUGGUGUCAGCAAGAAACUUCCCUUUCGACAGAUAUAUAUAUAUUAUGUAAAGGUGCCACAGGAAACUUCAAAUUGGCGUGACCAGCUGUAUUCAUUUAAGGAGAUUUUAAGUUUUUAUUUAUGUUCCGGCGUUGCUGCAUCGUGAGCCCUGGCUGCCACAAGGAACACAGAGUAUGAUGUUACGACUUGCUGCUCCUUUCAAGAGAUGCUGCGCUUUUUAUGAAGAAUGGGUCAAAUUGGAAUAUGAUCUAGAUGGAUGACUUGUAUCAUCAAUGUUUAAGUACCCCUUGAAAAUUGCAAACAAGGUUCAUUACUUUCUCUCUCAAUCAGACAAAUGCAAGCUAUUAUGAAGGAAAGUCCUGGAAAAUUUGUUCUGCAAGUUAUACUGUAAAGUUUUAAACUAAAACAGCAUUAUUUGCUUUGUAACAAAGCUAACUGCAUCCUAUGAGUAGGGAUGAAGGACAAAUUUGAUUUGGUCCAGCACCCUUUAAUAUUUCAUUUGCAUUUUGUUUUGAACUUCAAUAUUAAAGAUGACCAGUACUACCCAUUAAACUCAUGAUACCCGAUUCUCAUCUCCAUUUCAUGCAAGGAUAUAUCGUCAAGAAAUUGAAUUUAAAAUAUUUUUGUUCAGAAUGAACUACAUUUCUAUUGCUCUGUUGUAAGAAAUUUCACUACGAACAAUAUGUGAAUACUCUCAUUUUGUAAAGAAUUUGAAAUAUUUUGUUCGAAAAUGGGAAAUAGAUCUGUUCCGUCAGGGUACCCUUUGAAUUUGUUCCUGGCUAUCCCAAACAUUUGGGGUAAAGUGUUUGUAUACUAGCAAGUGGAAACCGCUGCAGCUAGUCAGAGUGUAUUCUAAUUUAUACAUCACAUAUAUAUGUGACUGGAGUGGGAAAUAUCUUUCAUUGUUGACCUAAACCUUUAUCAUGAAUGAAAUGUCUCAAUUUUGUACAAGAGAAGUAAUGAAUAAUAAUUUAAAUUGAAUAGUCCCAAUUUCUCCCUUUCAUUGAAUGCUUUCAUAUAUUGUCAGUAUUGUAUUUAACAAUUUUCUUUAGACAAGUCAGUUAUUACUCAAAGUACAAUGCAAUUAUUUUCUUGUGUAUCAAUGGCCUGUGCAUUUGUUUUCUUACUAAGUAUGCAAGAAAGGACAUGUAUGUCUUGGACUUGUAUUUUGUAAGCAUAUGAAGUAUUGCCACAAUAAUGUAGAUUUAAUUGUGCAAUUUGUUUUGAAACCACUAUCACCUAGUACAGAGAUGUGGUUUUCUUUUUCUUUUUUUUUCUUCCUCAAUUCCAAGAACUAAAGGGAAUUAAUCCUAUUUAUCCUCACUUGAAGUUUGUUUUGUUUUGAGAUGAAAGCUGGAUGAUGGGUUUAGAUAAAAGUCUAUUGCAUAUACCUCGAGAAACAAAGAAGUGAUUUGUAUGUAAAUUAUUGCUGAAGUAACAAAUAAUGUGAAGUGUGAUGCCAAUCGUGAGAUUACCGAGAUUGCAGAGCCAUAUGUAUUAACUUAUUUAUAUCGUUUAAGUCUCUGCAUCCUCGUUAGGCUAGAUAUGUGUAUUAGAACGUGCUUAUACUCCAGAGAAGAUGUCUUGAGGAGCAAAAGGCGUUUACAAGCCGUGGCUCCUCCGCUUCUGAUGCGUCAUCAUGAAGAUAUAUGGUGUGGUUUCGUGCAAAAUGAAAACUGAUAUAAAGAAGCAUAUAUUCCAUGUAUGUUGGUGCUCCUUCUUUUGCUACGAAUGCGAGAUUCAAACCAACGAGAAGCAUUGCACUGAGGUAUUAGCUGUUGUCACGGCAACGUAUAGAAUGCUGGAUGUGUCGGUCGCAUGUGGAAAUCGCCGGGAAGUGACCGGCCGGUCGUUGUGUGAUUGGUCUAUUUGUGAUCUAGCCAUGUUUUGUGAUACAACUUAAUUUAUAUGUACAUUACUUGAUCAUUUUGGAUAUGGGACUAGUUGGGUAGCUCAGUUGUACAUUUUUUUUGUGGAAAUCGAAGAGAAACGAUGAUAACAAUGCUGCAUCAAGCCUGUGUCAUGUCAUUUCAUCCUCAAUCAUUGUCUUGGUGUGAACGCACCCAUCUUGUUAAUGCAAUUCUCAUGUAAGUAGGGUCAUAUAUAAAUAGAAAUAGUAAUAAAGACAUUGUGUGAUAUGUUUCAAUUUUUCUGUUUUUGGUUUUUUACUCAUACUGAUUUAUAUUUGUGUGUAAUAUUUGUACGAAGUUUAGCCUUGUACGUUGUGUAUUCAAUGGGCACAUUGUUGUUUGGUUGUCAUGGAUAUUUGUAUCUGUGUGAUAUGUUUUUCAAUUUCAAUUUUCAAUUUUCCUUUUGACUUUUAUACAGAUGUAUAUUUUUGGGUCGCAAGUCCCAAUUCUGCUUAUGCGUGUAGUACGGUGCAAGAACUUUUGUGUCACGGCUAAAAUAUUAUUCUUUGUUCAUCUCACAACUUCUUUCCCUUCUGUUUUUUUUCCUGGAAAAUUAAUGAAAUUGAACAGCUGAUUUAUUCCCUGAUUUGUUCCAGAAUUUACCAGAAUUUUAAGCUAUUCGGGUGGGAACACCAUGAAUAUUUGUUUUCAUAAAUCUGACGUAAUUGCAUUUGUCAUUAUUAUGUAGUCUUCGUCAUCAUAUAAUAAGAUAAUAUUCACUGCUGGACAUAUAGAAAUUAUCCAUAAACAGGAGCCCCUUUCUUUAAAAUGUUUGGAACUCCUGAACAAUUCUGACUUCGUUAAUUUUCCUGCUGUUGUUUUAUGUGCUUACACAUUGGACAUGGGUAUCAAAAUAUGCAAAGUAACAGAUUUUGUUUUUGUUGUUGUUAAAAAUAACAAGAGCUACUCGUAUAUAUGAAUUAGAUCCUCUGCCAAUUCUCCCGAAAAUUUAUUUAUGAGUAAUUGCUUGUAAACUUCUUCAAAUUACUGUUUGCAUCAACUGACCAGAGAACUAACUUGUCCGAACGCACAACGUGUGGGUUAUUGGAUGAUGUAGGUCUGGGCCUGUCGGUGCCUUACGUAACAAGGCGCUCUUUCUCACAACAACAUCACAGGUUUUGAACAAAUAACACCUUUCAACAUUUCUACCCACUCAGUGCUGCAGCAUGCCUAAUGUUACAACUUUCUGUGAUUGAAAAUAUGGAAUGUUGUGAGGUUGUAAUGUUAACUUUUUAUCAUCUCCAUAAACUAUUGGGAGAAAGUGCACCAAGUUAUCUCAAAAUGUCUUAGUUUGAGUUGCAAUGUUGAUGCAUUACUGGCUGAGUUUUUAUUUGUUCCCCCUGCAUAAGCCCAUCAUGGAAACAGUAACUUACAUAUUAUAUGGCUUUGAGACUCUACAUUUAUAUUUCUUGCAAUUAAAAGUGUACUACUAGCGUGGGUAGAACCGGCCAAAUUCCUGCUCAUCUUGCGACAAUUUGUUGUGAUUGUCAAAAUUGAGUGUGACACCAGGAAUCUUUAACAGAAAGUACAUUGAAGUUUCUAAAUCGGCAACUUAUUGAACAAAUUUAGAUAUUGAAGAAAAUAAAUUUUGCAAAGUUUAUACUUCCUAUCAGAUUUCUGUUAGUUAUUUUCUUUUCAUAUACCUGGAUUUUCUUAAGAUCAGUGAGAGUAAAAGAUAACUAGCAAUGUUGUCAAUUUGAAGAAAGAACUGAUUAACUUGGCUGUUAAAAUAUGCCUUGCCAUGAUGGGAAUGUGUGUAGGAAGGAGGUCGAUAUUUGAAACUAUGGGACUCUGUUUUACAACGCAGAAUGGCUGAACAAUCGAAAGGAUCAUGUAGCAAAACACUUGAACAUUCCAAAAUCAUGAAAGGAAAUAGCAUGCGAAGAAGUUGUGAUAUUGACUGCUUUUAGUUAGAUUUAGUCACACACUUAACCACCAUAUCAAGUAUCCAAAUUCUUUGAAUGAAUUUUAUGUAGUGUUGUAAAGGAAUUGAAUGAUUAAUGUAACUUAUUUAGAUAGGAAAGAAAGUGAACCUUGAAUUAGAAUCAAUAGAUAACGCAUUAAUUUGAAUAUUGAUUAGUGCUAUUUUGUAUUGAAGAGAAUGUUUUGUAGCCUUUUGUACAUUUAUUUGUAUGCAUUUACUUACAGUCUGUUUUUAUUGAUGCAAGCAAAUGCAAAAUCAAGAUGUUCAAAUUAAGUUAUAUGUUUAAUAUAGAUAGUAGAAAAGAUUAUCCUUGUGUUUAAUUGUUCUCAUGGCUAUGCACAAAUGCGACGUGUCAUUUUUUAAGGCUCAAUUUCGAACAAGAAAUGCAGGCACUGGCAUUCAAUCAUUUAUUAUUUUCCUGCCUAUAAACUCAUUAAAAAAGUCUGUAAAUCUUUUAUGAUUGUUUUUGUUUUCAAUCAUUCAUCAAUUGUGAUUCUUUAUUCCUCUUUUGUUGUUUACUUGCAAUCAGUAUGUAUAAUAAAUCUUCUCUUUUUUCAUGUUGAUUCGUGUAGUUUUUCAUGUGAAUAUUUAUUAAUCGCCUCUGUACUGUAGAAGUGUGAUAUUUGUAUAGUUUUGAGUGACAUGUUGUCAGAGGUUCAUGUCUCUAUUGCAAUUUUUGUAAUAUAUAUAUAAUAUCGUUUACAAUGCAUUUUUAAGAAAUAAACAGAUUUGAACAACUUUUCUUGUAAUAAAGGGUUCAAGAGAAUAAGGAAAAAUCAUGAGUGAAAUUUGUUUUAUUAUAGAUUAUGUUCACUGUUAUUCUCCUUUUAAUUUGUAUUUUGACUGAAUAUAUAUUAAGUGGAUUAAGAUUAUUGAUCCAUCAGGGCAUUUUCUUUUUUCUUUCUUUCCUUGUAGGUCCAUUUUGUUUCUACCAAGUCAAAUUAGACAGUAUUAAUACAAAAAGCAUUACAAUGAUGUCAUGCAAAUACAGUCAGAAUUGUCAUAGUGGCCAUCUUGAUAUAGAGGUAACUUGUCUCCCCUCAGAAGAAAUAUCUGGAAGGGCCACCUCUCUUAUACUUUUUAUAUAUUCAUCACUGGCCUUUGUAGACAGCUUUGACUAUAUUUAUCAUUCAUAACUACCAUAAAGCAUAUGUUUUUGUCUCUCAGAAUAAACUUUGUGCCAUGUUCUAAUGCCCCAGAAUGUGUGUUCAUAACGGAUAGUAUGUUGGUUAACCUGUGUAGAAUGGCUACCUUGCUUUCAAUACUUUUUCGUUAACCCAUAGUUUUCCAGGAAUGGCCACUAUAUGCAAGGUUUUUGUUGUGUGACCAAAAAAGGUGAAUGAAUUAUUCCUGAGUAGCUGCACAUUGUUACUUUCUUUGGAUCUCUUAACCUGUUUGGAUCCAGAAGGGCAUUAACUCAUACACAGUGUUAAUACCGUUCUUGCUCUGAAUAUGCAAUAUCAGGAAUGGACAGAACAGUAGUUUAAUAAUAAUAAACAUACAUUUCUUUAUGGUAGCUUUGAAUUUUUCACUGGUCCUUUUCAAAUUUCACAUUAAAGUAUAUCUAAGGAAAGUUUCUUUCAGUUGGACGAAUAAACCAACAACCAAAAUGCAAACUGCAGACUCGAUUUUCAUCAAUGUUGUACUUAAUCUGUCCAAAUAUAUGAAAUAUGAAUAUGAUGAAAUGAUAAAAUGAAUUGUAAUUUUCCAGUUUUGUUAUAUUCAAUUAUUCAGCUUACUGCAAUAAUGGAAAUCAGUAAUCAGGAUAACUAGACAGAAGAAAUUAAAUAUUUUUAUCAGCCAGUGGGAAUAUAGUAGUUUACAGAAUACCUUUAUGUGUGUGUCAAGUAAGGAAUACUUUGAAUUACAGUUUAAGUGUAAAUCUGAAUUCUCCAUUGUUUUAUGUUUGUAUUGUAGACUUCAAAUAGGAUAUCCUUUUUUUCCGGUGCUCAUUCAUGAAUGUGUACUUAGCAAUGAUCGUCCAAAACCGAAUACAGAAAACGAUGACGAAAGCAAUAUGGAUAACAUUUGUCCUUCUAUGACCGUGUAUAUCAUGUUUGUAUUUAUUCUUUACGAAAGGGUGCUUCACUUGUAUGUAAAUUGAUUUGAUCAUGAUAUGCUUAUCUGUUAUAGGGAGACGAGUUGUAGUCAGAACAAAAAUUGUGUAGAGAAAGGAUGAUACUUUUUUUCUAAUUAAAAGAAUAAUACUGUUUUCUGUCCUCAUCUCGCGAUACUCAUUUAUCGUGGGGCAGAAGGACAAAGAGAAUGUCAAUAAAAAAAAAAUUAAAAGAAA
Messenger RNA from Strongylocentrotus purpuratus (purple sea urchin), 8263 nucleotides. It is a transcript of the gene nlk, whose product is annotated as serine/threonine-protein kinase NLK. The record is from RefSeq and is a predicted model, not a curated record. Gene Ontology annotation, biological process: intracellular signal transduction; protein phosphorylation. Gene Ontology annotation, molecular function: ATP binding; MAP kinase activity. Lineage: Eukaryota; Metazoa; Echinodermata; Echinoidea; Camarodonta; Strongylocentrotidae. Gene Ontology annotation, cellular component: cytoplasm; nucleus. The transcript is spliced from 12 exons. The coding region runs from base 323 to 1651 and encodes 442 amino acids.